Xyrauchen texanus (razorback sucker) is the source of this 923-nucleotide messenger RNA. Its product is annotated as iron-sulfur cluster assembly scaffold protein IscU-like. The transcript has 5 exons. NCBI's taxonomy places the organism in Eukaryota, Metazoa, Chordata, Actinopteri, Cypriniformes, Catostomidae. Gene Ontology annotation, molecular function: 2 iron, 2 sulfur cluster binding; ferrous iron binding. Gene Ontology annotation, biological process: iron-sulfur cluster assembly; intracellular iron ion homeostasis. The record is from RefSeq and is a predicted model, not a curated record. Gene Ontology annotation, cellular component: cytoplasm; mitochondrial matrix. Bases 61 to 576 code for a protein of 171 amino acids.
ACGAGACUAUACCGCAUAUGAUUAAAUCCGCUAUUCAAGUGCGUCAUUAGUGCUGAUAUCAUGGCGGCUGCAGUGUUGAAGAAAUGCGCGUCUCCUCUAGUUUUCGUAAACAACACACUUUGCGCACCACUUCUGAAGAUACUACAGUGUGGUUAUCACAAAAAGGUGGUGGACCAUUAUGAGAACCCAAGAAAUGUGGGAUCUAUGGAUAAAAAUGCCAAGAAUGUGGGCACAGGGUUGGUUGGAGCCCCUGCAUGUGGAGAUGUGAUGAAGUUACAGAUUGAGGUGGAUGAGGCUGGGAAAAUUGUGGAUGCCAAGUUUAAAACCUUUGGCUGUGGCUCUGCUAUUGCUUCCAGUUCCUUGGCCACUGAAUGGGUCAAAGGCAAAUCUAUUGAUGAGGCCCUCAUGAUAAAAAACACAGAGAUUGCUAAGGAGCUUAGCCUUCCACCUGUCAAACUGCACUGCUCAAUGUUGGCAGAAGAUGCCAUCAAAGCAGCUUUGGCAGACUACCGGCUGAAACAGGAAGAUGAAGAGGGUGAGAAGACUGUGCUGGCAGCAACUAGGUGGCGCUCUUGAGCUUCCCAAUGCGUUUAGACCAAAGUUCUCCAACCCCUGCUCUGUAGCCUGUCUUUUAAACGCACAAUUUGACUGACAAACUGUUACAGUCUUUGCCAUAUUUGUUUCUAAAUGUUGAUGUAUAAACCUGCUUGAUGUAUUUAACUGUUUGAGAAGUUGUAAUGAAAGUGUUUUUGAUGGUUUUAUUUGCUAGUCUGAUUGCACGCACAAAUUCCUUUAAGUUAUGUCAGUGAACUGGUUUCUUAUUCUUCAUUUAGUUUGAAGGAAUUAAAUUGUGGUUCAUAUAGUGAUUAUGCUGCUAGCAUUUAAAACGUCUAUGUAUAAAAAUAAAGCACUUGUUAAUCCAG